AUGAGAAAGCCAGCUGAACAAUGUGGGAGAGAAAAAGUUGGGAAUAAUAAUAAUGUUGCUAGCAAUGGAAUGACGGUGAAGGCUAGAAAGGGUUUGUGGUCACCUGAAGAAGAUGAGAAGUUGAUGAAUUAUAUGUUGAGGCAUGGACACGGUUGUUGGACCGAUAUUGCUAGGAAUGCUGGCCUUCAAAGGUGUGGAAAGAGUUGUCGUCUCCGUUGGAUCAAUUACUUGAGACCUGAUCUCAAACGGGGCGCUUUUUCUCCCCAAGAGCAAGAUAUAAUUACUCAUUUGCAUUCAAUUCUAGGCAAUAGGUGGUCGCAAAUAGCCGCUCAUCUUCCAGGAAGGACAGAUAAUGAGAUAAAAAACUUUUGGAAUUCGACGAUAAAGAAGAGGUUAAACACCAACAAAAGUGAUGUCUCCACGACAUCACCAAAUAAUAAUAGUGUUGGGAAUCCGUCUGGAGAAGCUUGUAGGGAUGUUAAUAAUGGAGGAGUUGAUCAUGUGUUCAUGUCAAUGCAUGACCAAGAUAUUAUGGACAUGAGCAUGGAUUCAUGUUUGACAUCUCCAACAACAACCACAUCAUCAUCCAUAUAUGAUAACAGUUUUAUCAUGAAAGGUUAUGAUCAAUUUGGUCAUAUGCCACACUUAGUUCUUGAUAACACUAGUAAUUGUCACACAACUAUUGGAUCAAGCUUCUCAAAUAUCUCAUCUUAUAACUUAGGUCAAGAUGGUUAUGGUGAUGUACUUGAGGUACCCUACAUGUUUGGGAUGGAAAGUGACAAUAAUACUAACAAUGCAUUGGUCAAUGGGAUCAUAGAAGAGGAUUAUAAAGUCGUUACUACCGACUAUCAUGAUUUGGAUCAAAAGUCAACCUAUGUUAACCACCAUUCGGAUAUUGAUGGAAAUGUCAAAUUGGAGGAAGCCGUAGGUUUUCAAAAUAAUUGGCAAGAAGAAAGCUUACGAAUCGGAGAAUGGGAUUUGGAGGGUUUUUUGUCUAAUGUUUCUUCAAUACCGUAUAUUGAUUUUUAGUAAAAGUUGUGAAUAUUUAUAUUCCAUAAAAGUAAGUAAAAGGGGGCUUAAAAUAAAGAUGAGGAGGGCCAAUUCAAUUGUAGCAUUUGUGUACACAAAAUAAAGGAGUGUUCUU
Erigeron canadensis is the source of this 1144-nucleotide messenger RNA. RefSeq names its product transcription factor MYB46-like. Bases 1 to 1029 code for a protein of 342 amino acids. The record is from RefSeq and is a predicted model, not a curated record. The transcript is spliced from 2 exons. Lineage: Eukaryota; Viridiplantae; Streptophyta; Magnoliopsida; Asterales; Asteraceae.